AUGGCGUUCACAACUUUUAUGAUCACCUUCUUCAUUAUCCUCCUGAUUAUUCCCUGCAAAUUUCCACGUUCAAGUGCACAAACAUGGAUCAAAGCUGGCUACUGGUAUUCCGCCAACCAAUUAGAAGUUUCAGAGAUCAACUCAGCUCUCUUCACCCACCUCAUCUGCGGUUUUGCAUCCCUCAACUCCUCCACAUACCAAGUCUCCGUCGCUUCAUCAGAUGAAAGGCAGCUUUCCCAUUUCACCAACACUGUCAAACGAAAGAAUCCACAUAUUGUCACACUUCUAUCAGUAUUUGGAAUAGAGGACAAUGGAUUAGUUCUAUCCUCGAUGAUCAACCAAUCUUCUUAUAGGAAAGCUUUCAUUGACUCCUCAAUAAUUACAGCUAGAUCCUACGGGUUUCACGGCCUGGACUUAUAUGUAUCUUCAUCAAUUGCUGAUCCUCAAACGGCCAAUAUGGCCAUCUUCUUGUCCGAAUGGCGAGCUGCCAUUGAAGAGGACGCAAGAAACUCCACCUACUUCAAGCUUAUUAUAACAAUGACUGGUCGUUUCUCUCCAUACGCUGACAUUACAACUGUGCCAAUUGGGUCUAUGACCAGCAACUUGGACUGGAUACAUCUUAUGGCUUUUGAAAAUUCUGACAUUCCAUGGUAUUUCAAUUUCACAGGUGCUUACGCCGCUUUGUAUAAUCCAGGGAGCAAUGCAAGUACAGAUUAUAGUGUUAAUGCAUGGAUUAAUGCGGGAUUUCCGAGCAUGAAGCUUGUUUUGGGGUUGCCUUUCUAUGGCCUUGCAUGGACGCUUGUGAACCCUAAUGAUAAUGUAAUUGGUGCACCAGCAAAGGGGCCAGGAAUUACAGAAGAUGGAUGGAUCUCCUAUAGGGACAUCAAGGCGUUUAUGAAGAGAAAUCGAGUUGUUCCCAAGUACAAUAAAACUUACGUAACGAACUACUGCAGGAAUGAAUCACUUUGGAUUAGUUUUAAUGAUGUUGAGGCGGUAAAAACUAAGGUUGAAUAUGCAAGACAAAAGAACUUACUGGGUUAUUUCGCAUGGCAAGUCUCCUAUGAUGAUAAUUGGAUUCUUUCUCAAGCAGCAGGAUCAAUGGACAAAGGAAAGGAAUCACAGCCAAUACCUAGAGCUAAUAUGUCAUGCACUGGAAAUAACAAAGAUCCUAAUUUGCUUGAGUUUCAUUUCAUUGAUAUUGAGGCGGCUACUAAUAAUUUUUCAUUUGAAAAUAAGCUUGGAGAGGGUGGAUAUGGACCAGUUUACAAGGGUAAAUUCAAGAACGAACAAGAAAUAGCAGUGAAGAGACUUUCAAAGACUUCCAAACAAGGAUAUGAAGAGUUUAAGAAUGAGGUUAUGUUCACCGAGAAGCUGCAACACGUAAAUCUCAUCAAGGUUCUCGGGUAUUGUGUUGAAAGAGGAGAACAAAUGUUGAUCUAUGAGUAUAUGCCAAACAAAAGCUUAGAUUACUAUAUCUAUGGGGUUGUUCAAGGACUCUUAUAUCUCCAAGAAUACUCGAGAUUCAUAACAAUCCAUCGAGAUUUGAAAGUGAGCAAUAUUUUGUUGGAUAAUGAGAUGAAGCCAAAGAUUUCAGAUUUUGGAAUGGCGAGAAUUUUUCCAAAAGACGAGCUUGAAGCAAACACAAGCAAGAUUGUUGGAACAUUUGGAUAUAUUCCCCCUGAAUAUGCACAACGAGGUAUAUACUCUACAAAAUCUGACGUAUACAGUUUUGGAGUUAUACUUCUGCAAAUCAUAAGCGGAAAGUUGAAUAAUUACUCCCAUGGCCUGAACCAAAACUCAAACCUUCUUGAAUAUGCUUAUGAGUUGUGGAAGGAAGGCAAAGGCAUGGAGUUUAUGGACCCGUCACUAGAUGACACAAACUCUUCAUGUAAACUGAUGAGAUGCAUGCAAGUAGCGUUGCUAUGCGUCCAAGAGAAUCCAGCUGAUAGGCCUUCCAUGUCGGAAGUAUCUUCCAUGCUCAAAUUUGAAACUGCAACCGUGAAUGCUCCAAAGUGUCCUAAUUCUUCUUUGUUAGGAUCAAAAGAUGAAGCCGGGCUGCAAGAUUUUCUAUUAUACCAACAAACUGGGUCAGUUGAUGAUGUCACUAUUACUCAAGUGCUGGCCAGAUAA
Messenger RNA from Diospyros lotus (date-plum), 2130 nucleotides. RefSeq lists its product as uncharacterized. Gene Ontology annotation, molecular function: protein kinase activity; ATP binding; chitin binding. The coding region runs from base 1 to 2130 and encodes 709 amino acids. Gene Ontology annotation, biological process: carbohydrate metabolic process; protein phosphorylation. The record is from RefSeq and is a predicted model, not a curated record. The transcript is spliced from 6 exons. NCBI's taxonomy places the organism in Eukaryota, Viridiplantae, Streptophyta, Magnoliopsida, Ericales, Ebenaceae.